AUGGCCAUCCGACAGCGCAAAGCUGCGGUUGAAAAGCCAAAGCCCGUGAUCGAGGAAGUCUCAAGCUCUGAAGACGAAGCUCCGGAGCAAGACUUCCACACCGAACCUUCAGACGAAGAAGACGAAGACGAAGAAGCCGUUGAGCCUGAAGAUGCGCCAGAGGAGUUUCACACCGACCCCGAAGAUGCCAGCGACGCCUCGCCACCACCGCAGAACGACAUCCCUCUUCUCCCCACGGCUCUGCUCAAGGCCAAGCCCAGCACACCUGCGCCGCGCAUCGAGUGGGAAUCCAUGUCGCAGAAAGAGAAGAAAGCGCUUCGAGAUGAGUUGGGCGUGAGCAUGCGAGAGCUGCGCAGUGAGGCACAGAAAAAUGGCGUGCUGGAUGCUGGAAAGAUGGCGCAGCUGAAGAGGGGGAUACGGCCUGCUGAGCGGGUUGCUGGUGGAAGGAUAGCAAAGAGGAAGAGGAGGGCUGGCAAGCAGGCUAAGCCGGAGAAGUCAGGCAGGCAGAAGUUGAUGGAGCAAAGGAGUCGUGAGACGAGGAAGAGAGGUGUCAAAGGGAGUGAUCAGAAGGUGGUGAAGAAGAGGAAGGGUUGA
Molecule: messenger RNA, 594 nt
Organism: Zasmidium cellare ATCC 36951
Lineage: Eukaryota; Fungi; Ascomycota; Dothideomycetes; Mycosphaerellales; Mycosphaerellaceae
Exons: 1
Coding region: 1-594 (197 amino acids)
Source: RefSeq, a predicted model, not a curated record